Malaclemys terrapin pileata is the source of this 3065-nucleotide messenger RNA. It is a transcript of the gene CNOT3, whose product is annotated as CCR4-NOT transcription complex subunit 3. Lineage: Eukaryota; Metazoa; Chordata; Testudines; Emydidae. Gene Ontology annotation, biological process: regulation of DNA-templated transcription; nuclear-transcribed mRNA poly(A) tail shortening; regulation of stem cell population maintenance. Gene Ontology annotation, cellular component: P-body; CCR4-NOT core complex. The record is from RefSeq and is a predicted model, not a curated record.
CGGCGCGCGACGGAAGCGGGGACUUGACGCACCGAGAGCGGAGACUGGGGAGUGGGAGGGGCGCGAGCAGACCUGAAGGAUGUCUCUGGCGGACGAGCUGCUGGCCGACCUGGAGGAGGCGGCGGAGGAGGAGGACAACUUUGUGGAUGAGGAAGAUGAGCCGGCCAUCGAGGAUGUGCAGGAGGAGAUGCAGCUGGACCUCAGCGUCGACUCGGUCAAGAGCAUUGCCAAGCUCUGGGACAGCAAGAUGUUUGCGGAGAUCAUGGUGAAGAUCGAGGAGUAUAUCAGCAAACAGUCGAAAGCCACAGAAGUGAUGGGGCCGGUGGAGGCGGCUCCGGAGUACCGAGUCAUCGUUGACGCCAACAACCUGACGGUGGAGAUCGAAAAUGAACUGAACAUCAUCCACAAAUUCAUCCGGGAUAAAUACUCCAAGCGAUUCCCCGAGCUGGAGUCCCUGGUUCCCAAUGCCCUGGAUUACAUCCGCACGGUCAAGGAGCUGGGCAACAGCCUGGACAAGUGCAAGAACAACGAGAACGUGCAGCAGAUCCUGACUAACGCCACCAUCAUGGUGGUGAGCGUCACGGCCUCCACCACGCAAGGGUGUUGGGGUUUUAUCCCAGAGCAGUUUUCUCCUAAGUGUGUUCAGGCCAUUGGAGUUUACAGAGGGAAUUGGAACAUCGCCCUCCAUCCAAAGCGUCCCCCCGGGCGAGCAGGGAGACGAGCCCAGAGCUGGGAGGUCUCAGAUCCCUGGGUGCACGGCCUGGGAGAACUCUGUUGGAACAGAUCUCCGGGUGUCUCCCCGGGAAAGCAGGGCAGACCGGACGCAGGCCCACGGCGGGAUGCCGGCGUCUCUGACUCCUGGCCCGGCUGCCUAACUGCGUCUCGUUCUGCUCCCCGCCCCCUUCCAGCGCAGGCUCUGGUAGCCACCUCCCCGCCCAGCCACAGCCACCUGGAGGACGAGAUCUUCAACCAGUCCAGCAGCACUCCCACCUCCACCACCUCCAGCUCGCCCAUUCCGCCCAGCCCUGCCAACUGCACGACGGAGAAUUCGGAAGAUGACAAGAAGGGGCGGUCGACGGACAGCGAGGUCAGUCAGUCUCCCGCGAAGAACGGUUCGAAAAGCGUCCACAACAACCACCCCCCGCCCUCGCCGGCCGUCACACCCAGCUACCAGUUGGGCAGCAGCUCCAGCACCUCGUCCUCGCUGGGCAACGGCCCGGGCUCCAGCAGCAACGGAGCCGUGUCCAACAGCAGCGGGAGCGGGGGCGCCGGGGCCAAGGCCAUCCCGGCCGCCGGCCACACGCCCAGCACCCCUACCCCUUACGCCCAGGCCGUCGCGCCCCCGCCCCCCGGUGCCAACGCCUCGCAGCCCCGACCUCCCAGCGCCCAGCAGAACGCCAGCAAGCAGAACGGGGCCACCAGUUACAGCUCCGUGGUGGCUGACAGCACACCUGACUCCGUUCUCGGCAGCAGCGGCCCAGCGCUCCCCAGCCAGCCGGUGGCCCACAACCCACCCAGCAGCGCUGCGAAAGAGCCCAGCGGAGUCCCCGCGCCCCCCAGUGCCAGCUCUGGCCUCCUGGUCCCCAUGACGGUGAAUACCCCGAGCUCCCCGACCCCUUCCUUCUCCGAGGCCAAGCCGAGCCAGCCGCUGCUCAACGGCCCGCCCCAGUUCAGCUCCACGCCAGAAAUCAAGGCGCCCGAGCCCCUGAGCAGCUUGAAAUCCAUGGCAGAGCGAGCAGCCAUCGGAUCCAGUAUAGAGGACCCAGUGCCAUCUCUCCACCUGGCUGAAAGGGCAGACAUUUUAAUUAGUAGCACGACCUCGCAGCCGCCCUCCAGCCAGCCGCCUAUCCAGCUGUCGGAGGUGAACAUCCCUCUCUCCCUGGGGGUCUGCCCCCUGGGACCAGUGCCCCUCACCAAGGAGCAGCUCUACCAGCAGGCCAUGGAGGAGGCAGCCUGGCACCACAUGCCUCACCCCUCGGACUCAGAGAGGAUCCGGCAGUACCUGCCCCGGAACCCCUGCCCGACCCCCCCUUACCACCACCAGAUGCCUCCACUGCACUCGGACACCGUGGAGUUCUACCAGCGGCUCUCAACGGAGACGCUCUUCUUCAUCUUCUACUAUCUGGAGGGUACCAAGGCGCAGUACCUGGCGGCCAAAGCCCUCAAGAAGCAGUCGUGGAGGUUCCACACCAAGUACAUGAUGUGGUUCCAGCGGCACGAGGAGCCCAAGACCAUCACGGAUGAGUUUGAGCAGGGCACGUACAUCUACUUCGACUAUGAGAAAUGGGGCCAGCGGAAGAAGGAAGGGUUCACUUUCGAGUACCGCUAUCUAGAAGACCGUGACCUGCAGUGACGCCUGCUCACCCCCCAGGGGGCGCCAGCCUUCCAGAGUCACGCAGGCGGGACAUUGGGGCAUGGGGGGGGACGAGAGGCCAAGCUCACCUCCCCCACCCCCAUUCCACCUCACCACCCCCAGGCGGGGGCCCCCUCCGGCCAUCCGAACCCUUUAAAUGCAUGCAGUUUUAAAAAAGAACAAAGGGGGGAGGGGCUGUGAAGAGAGGGGAAUCAGCCAUUCCCCAGCCCCCCUUCCUGGGUGAGUGUUGAGGGGGCGGGCAGAGGGACAUGCGCAGGCAAAAAAAAAAGUGAACAAAGAUGAUCUUGGAGGAGGAGUGUUGGGGGAGGGACAUUAAAUCAUUUGGUUUUUUUUUUUUAAAUUAAAACAGCAAAAAAUCGAGCAGAAUUAUUGUAAACCCCCCCCCUCCAAAAAAAUUCCUCUUGGGAGGCCCCAAACCCCACCUCCCGCUCAAUUCCCACCCCCCCUGCUCUCCCAUUUUUCGUCUCCUCCCCACUCCCAUGAGUUUUCGAUCCAGCCCCAAAGCAGAUCGGCUGGGUUUUCCUUGGGGGAGGGACGGACAGGAAUUCAAAAGGGGAGGCUGUUUUUUCUGAUUGCUUUUCCCCCCUUCUCCCGAGGUGCUAUGCAGCCGCUGAGGGCCGGGUGUUUAAAAUAUUUUUCGUAACCCUAUUUUCAUUUUGGAAAAUAUUUAUGAAUAAAUAGUUUUAUAUGA